Triticum urartu is the source of this 1261-nucleotide messenger RNA. RefSeq lists its product as uncharacterized. Lineage: Eukaryota; Viridiplantae; Streptophyta; Magnoliopsida; Poales; Poaceae. The record is from RefSeq and is a predicted model, not a curated record.
ACGCCUCAUGGCAGGAGGCUUGAAUGCUACAAAUGGCCAGAACAGAGCAAUGAGGCAGAAGCCAGCCCCAGGCAUUCCAUCCGUUGUGAGCGGAGAAGAGAGACGAUAAGAGCAAGAAGAUAAUGAUAGGAGUGGUAAGCUAGCCAGUUCGUCGUUCUAGCCUGAGGCCAGAGGCAGGAGAAGCCAACCAAGAAUCGAGUCGCUGCUGCCUCUUCUCCGCCAGGCCGCGCUGGUGCCAACAGAGGCAAGAAAACCACCGAGAGGAUGGAGAAACUCCGCCCAGCGGUACUGCUGCUGCUGUUCUUCAUUGGAGUACAGUUUCCAUGUGUUUCUCCCCCGACUGUGUACGCUGAUGCUGCGGGAAGGGCAGACCUCGCCUCCGCACACACCCCCAAGGACACCAAUUUCCCAGCGCCAAACAGAAAAUGCACAUGUGAAAUCGAGAGUUUUUGCACUCCGAGCACAGAGUUAGCCAAGGCUGUUCCUUGGAUAGCCUUCAUCUUAUCGAGUGGCGUUUCACUUGUUCCAGCUAUCCGUGUUGGGAAGCUAGGACCAGAUGAUCAAGGUGGUUGCCAUACCUUAUUCUGGUGGUUUCUAAUCUUCAACCUUUGGGGCUACAUCAUGUGGAACGUAUACACCGAAUCGUGUAACCGUUUUGACCCAAUCCGAGUGGCAUCUUUUAUUGGGGCCGCAAUAAGUUUUGUUCUUUUUGUCAAAGCGUACAAGAAGCUUCCAAAGAGAGGGGUGGAUUUGAGAUUGUAUAACACAUUUCACACGGUCUUUGGGUUCCUCUUAUUCACUGCUGUUGUAAGGACGCAAGCCGGUCUCCUCGGUUGGAGUUGCCUAGGAGUUACCGUCGUUGCACAUUUCUUCAGGAUAAGUGCCACUGACUACACUCAAUUCAACGUCGUACUGUUUUGCGCAUCAAUUAUUGGAACUAUUAGUGGCUUCCUUUGGCUAGUCCACCCAGACCUGUGUAUUGCGAAGCAUUACAAAAUUACUUCAUAUAUUGUCAGCUGUCUCCGGGGGCUCGAGACUUUCAUGUGGUGCGCUCCAAAAAUCGCACAGAUAUUGGCCACGCUGGAGGGUCACCAUAGGAAUGAAUGAGGAUCCAGUUGGCAGUAAAAAGAACUCCGGUGGAUGCAGAAUCAAGCUAGAGACGCUUAUCAUCUGGAUUUAUGUUUUUAUUCAUGCAUACCGAAGUAUUUUACAUCAACGCUCAUUCGAUGCGAUGCGAAUAUUAUUUUUUACCAAGACUGAA